GUCUUGGGCGGAGAGAAUAGGGGUUUUCUUCUCUCGAGGAGGAGCUAUGUUCCUAAAGAAAUCAUGCAUAUUGCAAAGAUUUUUGGGGUGGAUUGCUGAGAAGGCUAAAGUUUCUCAAUGGUCAUAACUGGCUUAACGAACUACCGAUGUUUCUGAGGCGAGCUCAACACUGAGUCGUCCUAGAGAAGCUGUUAGCACUCACCGCUCUUCGCUGUGUUCUGGAGAUUAAUAUUGAACUCUGCUACGUCCUCCUGCAGGUGUGUCUCGGGGAGGAGCGCAGAGAUGGUCCUGAAGGAACGUCCAGUGGAAUCCUGCCUUCUCUCACUCCUGUUGGUGUCCAGUGUGUCUCUGCUGAGAGCUGAGUACUCCAGCUGUGGAGAAAAUGAGUUCUAUAAUCAAACCAGCAGCACCUGCCAGGCCUGCCCUCAGUGCCAGCCAGGGCAGGAGCCAUACAUGAACUGCGCCUACGGCAUCAAGGAUGAAGACUACGACUGCAUGCCGUGUCCACCGGGCAAGUUCUCCAAGGGCAAGUACGAGAUCUGCCGGCGGCACAAGGACUGCGACUCACUGUACAGGGCCACGGUGCUGACACCAGGAACCGCGGAGAGCGACGCCGAGUGCGGACCAUGCCUGCCGGGGUACUACAUCUUGGAGAACAGGCCUCGGAAUAUCUACGGCAUGGUGUGUCACUCCUGUCAGAAUGCACCACGCAACACGAAAGAGUGCAUGCGGACCGCACCCGUGUCAUCUGGACGUGCCCCGGGAAUAUCCGCCACCAGCACAACCAUUUUUCCUCAUGCCGAAAAAGAUCCAACUGGGCAGGGUCACCUAGCAACAGCCCUCAUCAUUGCCAUGUCAACCAUUUUCAUCAUGGCCAUCGCCAUAGUGAUGAUCAUCAUGUUCUAUAUCCUGAAGACUAAACCAAGUGGGCAAGCAUGCUGUUCUGGGCAGAUUGUGAAGACGAUGGAGGCUCCAACAAACAAGCAAGAGGAGAAAAAGGAGGUGCAGGAGAACGUGGUGAUCUUCUCUGAGAAGGAUGAGUUCGACAAGAUGAAGCCGCCUCCUACAAAAACAGUAAAAAGUGAAAACGACGCGUCCUCAGAGAAUGAGCAGCUGCUAAGUCGCAGCAUGGAUAGCGACGAGGAGGCAGCGCAGGAGAAGCAGGGGGCCACGGAUCUCUGUCUCCUGUCCCUCGUCCACCUCACCAGAGACAAGACCUGCUCCAGCAACACCAUCAACAACAACUACACCAGCAGAGCCAUGGGGAUUCACAGUCGGAGGAAAAAAAUCCUAGACUUCUACACAAAAGCCUGCAGCGUGUCUGAGGGCCUGAGUCCCACAGAGCUCCCGUUUGACUGCCUGGAGCGGACGAGCCGCAUGCUGAGCGCCACCUACAGUGCGGACAAGGCGGUGGUGAAGACGUGGAGGCACCUGGCCGAGAGCUUCGGGCUGAAGCGCGAUGAGAUCGGAGGCAUGACGGACGCCAUGCAGCUCUUCGACCGUGUCAGCACGGCCGGCUAUAGCAUCCCCGACCUGCUCACCCGCCUGGUGCAGAUUGAGAGGCUGGACGCCGUCGAGGCCCUCUGCUUCGAUAUCCUGGGGGGGCCUGAGGGUGGGGUUCCCCCCUCCAGCCACCAACCAACCUUCUCCUCCCGCUGCGCCAGCGUGUGAGAAGCAACCCCUUUUCCCUCACUCCGAAUCGCAUGAAGAAUGCCAGUCCUCCAGGGGCGGCGCCGCUGACUGAGGUUCUUGUGUAGCUCCCUCCCACAGAACCCUGUGUGGGGCAUUUUUCACUGCAUGCCUGUGACUGAUAGGACAGAGAUCAAACGGCAUAUUGCCGGUGAAAACUGCAGUCAGCCCGGGUUCGUAAUGGAAUUGGACACCCUAUUCAAAUUUGAGAUGAAGAGUACAAUUGGUUUAUUUUCAUUUUACUUCUUUCAAAACUUAACAACCCUUGUAAUCUUUCCGAUUGUCAGGUUAAAAAAAAAACAAAUUGUUUUGCGCUGGACGCUCCUAUUAUAUUUCAUGAACUGACUUGUAGUUGUUGUCAUUGGACUGAAGAUUUCUUUUGCAGUGAUACGAUUUUAGUAAACUCAUCUUGGCUGCCACGGCUGCCGGUGUGGGUCCCAGGUGUUCAGAGCACACUGCUCUUUUUAUGUGUUUGAAAACACUUAGAAAGUCCAGCACCUCACACAGGCAUCUGACCUGUCCAAGCAUGAUUCAUACAGCUGUAUUCUGUACUCUAAUGUGAAAUGCAUGUGAAUAGACUGAAACUACCAUGCAUAUUUAACCUUACUAACAAACUCAGAAUAUGACCUGAAUUAUAUUGAAAGAACAACGAGAUUGUCAUACAAUCCGGCACUGACGGCAGUGUGAGAGCAGGUUCCAAACACGUGCCUAGCUGUGCAUGGCCCCGCCUAACCUUCCACACUCCCUGGGGGAGCUGCUGCCGUUGGUUCUGAUUGGCUGGAAUUGCGGUUUAACAACUCAGAGUGUAAAGUGCCUGUGAUUUCCAGCACCUCAUUUACUAUCAAGACCAAGUGGAAAAGCCAUAAAGCCACCAGCAGUAAGCAGAAGGGAGUUGUGUAAGUGGUUAAUUGUGUACAGAAGGUAGAAAUGAAGCAGGAAUGGGGCUGGGCACUGUGGUCCAGCACAAGCUUACAGGCUCACUGUGGUCCAGCACAAGCUUACAGGCUCACUGUGGUCCAGCACAAGCUUACAGGCUCACUGUGGUCCAGUACAGGCUUGCAGGCUCACUGUGGUCCAGUACAGGCUUACAGGCUCACUGUGGUCCAGCACAAGACUAAAGGCUUACUGUGGUCCAACAGGGGCGUAUAGGCUCACUGUAGUCCAGCAGGGGCUUACAGCUCACUGUGGUCCAGCAGGGGCUUACAGGCUCACUGUGGUCCAGCAGGGGCUUACAGGCAUGCUGUGGUCCAGCACAAGCUUACAGACUUAAUUUCAGCUGGAGGCCACUCCGUAAUGUCUCCGUAAUAAGCUCUGGGUGACAUCUAGACUUCAUGUGUGCUGCUGCUGUGUUUUGGGGAGAUAUGCGGUGAGAUGGGUUUAGAGCAUUUCUGAGAUCACAGUUUAACUUGGAGACAAUGAUGGAUGAGUGUGAUCCAACAGGGGCAGAACUGGUACUGCCUAAAGAUUUUGUCUACAUGUACAACGUUUAACUUCUUAGCGUGUAUUCAUUUAUUUCGUUUUUAGAAUUGUUUGACAGCAAGAUCAAGCUGAACUCUGGAAGAAAGGAUGUAGAAAGCUAUGAAAAACAUCUGGUUUUGAUCAGUAACCAACAUCUGUACAGACCCGCUCAACUUACCUCAUUAGCAUAUUUUAUGACAAAGUAAAGGUUUAGGAAAAAGCAGAGGUAAAUACAACUCUUACCGCAAAGGAGUGUAUAUAUAACUUAUUACUGUACAUAUGCACUAUGUUAAGAAUUACCAAUAAAAUGAUAAAAUUCAGAAAA
Electrophorus electricus (electric eel) is the source of this 3472-nucleotide messenger RNA. It is a transcript of the gene edar, whose product is annotated as ectodysplasin A receptor. Gene Ontology annotation, biological process: positive regulation of canonical NF-kappaB signal transduction; positive regulation of JNK cascade. Lineage: Eukaryota; Metazoa; Chordata; Actinopteri; Gymnotiformes; Gymnotidae. Gene Ontology annotation, molecular function: signaling receptor activity. Gene Ontology annotation, cellular component: plasma membrane. The record is from RefSeq and is a predicted model, not a curated record.